Mugil cephalus (flathead mullet) is the source of this 2675-nucleotide messenger RNA. Its product is annotated as protein NLRC3-like. Gene Ontology annotation, molecular function: protein binding. The record is from RefSeq and is a predicted model, not a curated record. Gene Ontology annotation, biological process: regulation of apoptotic process. The transcript has 7 exons. The annotation marks the transcript as partial. Lineage: Eukaryota; Metazoa; Chordata; Actinopteri; Mugiliformes; Mugilidae.
CUGUAGGUUUAUUGCGUCUCCUCCUCCUGCAGCGCUCUGGGUGUUUCCUGGUCUCACUUUCACCAGGAUCCAGGCUCAGAUCAUUUUCUUCGUGUCAAGCUCCCUCUGAAGGUGAAGGACAAAGUGUGAGCUGAUGUGAAUCCAGCAGCAUGGACCAGAGUGAAGCUCAGAGCCUUCAGCCCCUCAGACCUGGCCAUGUGGUCUCUGAGGACCAGCCUGAACCUCCACUGGUGGGCAAUGAAGCCGUCAUUUCAGCAGAGGAGUUGGUUGCCAAAAUGAGGCCCGAGUUUGUGGAAAGGUUGUCGCCAGAAGUCCUUACACAGCUCCUGGAAACCCUCGUAGCAGACGGUGUCUUGACUGAGUUGGAGAAAGAAUCGAUAUCUGAGAAGAACCUAGUCAGAGCAGACAAGGUACGCCACUUCAUUGACACUGUGAAGAGAAAGGGAGAGGAGGCCUGCAAAAAGUUGAUCCGACAUCUUCAGUCCAAAGAUCCCGCUCUUUCCCAUCAGCUGCGUUUGUCGUCUGUUCAACCUGCUCAGAAAGAUGCUCUUGACAGGUGUCAACAUAAACUUAAAGCUGCUCUGAAGGAGAAGUUCCAGUGUGUGUUUGAGGGGAUUGCUAAAGCUGGAAACUCAACCCUUCUGAAUGAGAUCUACACAGAGCUCUACAUCACAGAGGGAGGGACUGCAGAGGUCAAUGAUGAACAUGAGGUCAGACAGAUUGAAACAGCAUCCAGGAAACCACACAGACCAGAAACAAGCAUCAGACAAGAAGACCUCUUUAAAGCCUCACCUGGAAGACAUAAACCAAUCAGAAGAGUGAUGACAAAGGGAGUGGCUGGCAUUGGGAAAACAGUCUUAACACAGAAGUUCACUCUGGACUGGGCUGAAGACAAAGCCAACCAGGAUAUCCUCUUUAUAUUUCCAUUGACUUUCAGAGAGCUGAAUGUGGUGAAAGAGGAAAAGUUCAGCUUGGUGGAACUUGUUCAUCACUUCUUCACUGAAACCAAAGAAGCAGGAAUCUGCAGCUUUGAUGACUUCCAGGUUGUGUUCAUCUUUGACGGUCUGGAUGAGUGUCGACCUCCUCUGGACUUCCACAACACUAAGAUCAAGACUGAUGUUACAGAGUCCACCUCAGUGGAUGUGCUGCUGACAAACCUCAUCAGGGGGAAACUGCUUCCCUCUGCUCGCCUCUGGAUAACCACACGACCUGCAGCAGCCAAUCAGAUCCCUCCUGAGUGUGUUGACAUGGUGACAGAGGUCAGAGGUUUCACUGACCCCCAGAAGGAGGAGUACUUCAGGAAGAGGUUCAGAGAUGAGGAGCAGGCCAGCAGGAUCAUCUCCCACAUCAAGACAUCACGAAGCCUCCACAUCAUGUGUCACAUCCCAGUCUUCUGCUGGAUCACUGCUACAGUUCUGGAGGAUGUGUUGGAAACCAGAGAGGGAGGAGAGCUGCCCAAGACCCUGACUGAGAUGUACAUCCAUUACCUGGUGGUUCAGGCCAAAGUCAAGAAGGUCAAAUAUGAUGGAGGAGCUGAGACAGAUCCACUCUGGAGUCCAGAGAGCAGGAAGAUGAUUGAGUCUCUGGGAAAACUGGCUUUUGAUCAGCUGCAGAAAGGAAACCUGAUCUUCUAUGAAUCAGACAUGACAGAGUGUGGCAUCGAUAUCAGAGCAGCCUCAGUGUACUCAGGAGUGUUCACACAGAUCUUUAAAGAGGAGAGAGGCCUGUACCAGGACAAGGUGUUCUGCUUCGUCCAUCUGAGCGUUCAGGAGUUUCUGGCUGCUCUUCAUGUCCAUCUGACCUUCAUCAACUCUGGAGUCAACCUGAUGAAAGAUCAACAAUCUACAUCUCUGAAGUCUAAACUAUUUAAAAAACGAAAACCUCUCAGUCAGAGUGCUGUGGACAAGGCCUUACAGAGUCCAAAUGGACACCUGGACUUGUUCCUCCGCUUCCUCCUGGGUCUUUCACUGCAGACCAAUCAGACUCUCCUACGAGGCCUGCUGACACAGACAGGAAGUAGCUCACAGACCAAUCAGGAAACAGUCCAGUACAUCAAGGAGAAGAUCAGUGAGAAUGUGUCUGCAGAGAGAAGCAUCAAUCUGUUCCACUGUCUGAAUGAACUGAAUGAUGGUUCUCUAGUGGAGGAGAUCCAACAGUCCCUGAGAUCAGGACGUCUCUCCACAGAUAAACUGUCUCCUGCUCAGUGGUCAGCUCUGGGCUUCAUCUUACUGUCAUCGGGAGAAGAUCUGGAUGAGUUCGACCUGAGGAAAUACUCUGAAUCAGAGGAGGCUCUUCUGAGGCUGCUGCCAGUGGUCAAAGCCUCCAACAAAGCUCUACUGAUUGACUGUAACCUGUCAAAGAGAAGCUGUGAAGCUCUGUCUUCAGUUCUCAGCUCCCAGUCCUCUAAUCUGAAACAUCUGGACCUGAGCCUCAACAACCUGAAGGAUUUAGGAGUGAAGCGUCUGUCUGCUGGACUGGAGAGUCCAAACUGUAAACUGGAGACUCUCAGAUUGAGUUCCUGCAGUUUGUCAGACAUCAGCUGUGAUUCUCUGGGACCAGCUCUGAAGUCCAACCCCUCCCAUCUGAAACAUCUGGACUUGAGUUACAACAACCUGAAGGAUUCAGGAGUGAAGCAGCUGUGUGGUUUUCUGGAGAGUCAAGACUGUAGACUGGAG